Ilyonectria robusta is the source of this 786-nucleotide messenger RNA. RefSeq lists its product as uncharacterized. Gene Ontology annotation, molecular function: acyltransferase activity, transferring groups other than amino-acyl groups. NCBI's taxonomy places the organism in Eukaryota, Fungi, Ascomycota, Sordariomycetes, Hypocreales, Nectriaceae. The record is from RefSeq and is a predicted model, not a curated record. Bases 1 to 786 code for a protein of 261 amino acids. The transcript has a single exon.
AUGACGAUGCGCAUUGCGGUCCCGUCAGACUUGGACCAGCUUGUCGAUGUCGUGCUGGCCACCAUGCCCUCGGACAAGCCGUGGCCGUAUCGGUUUAAUCGCCGCGAAGAAUUCCCCGACGACCACCGCAAGUACACCAAGAUGAUCUGGGGUAUGUUCGUUGACCCUGCUUUUGAUGACUGGGUCGUGCAGGUCAUCGAGGACACCGUCGAUGGCAAACCCACCAUCGUUGCCUUCUCCGCGUGGAAUGUCUCUUAUGUCAACAAGAGAAAGCAUGGGUCUGGAUACCAGCCUCAAAACCGUAAGAUUAUCCUCAUGGUUGUUGUUUCUCGAUCUUCACUAGGCUUCCCUUCGCUUCUUAAGUUCAUCCUGCUAAUCCCCUGCGUCCCUCCAGCCAAUCGUGAGAUGAUGGAAAACGGUGGUGCCAGCCGUCGAGACGCAGAUCCCAAGCGCAUCGUGGCCUUUAUGGAUUCGGGUUGGCUUUGUGAGCAGUACUUCGAAGCAUACGGCGAUGACAGAAUUAAGCUCCAAAUCCUGGGCACACAUCCCGACCAUCGGCGUCAUGGACAUGCCUCUACCCUUUGCCGUUGGGGCAUGGAGGUUGCGCGAAAGGAGGGACUAGUAUGCACCCUCCAGGCCACCAUUCUUGGUCGUCAAGUCUACGAGCACCUUGGUUUCACAAUCCUUGGCGAGGGCUUCAUCCAAGUGCCCGGUGAGGAAGAAAAGAUACCAUUUUGGCCUAUGGUCUGGCCCAUUCAGAAGUUAGAUGAGGAUGCCGACAAGUGA